Molecule: messenger RNA, 801 nt
Organism: Anopheles aquasalis
Lineage: Eukaryota; Metazoa; Arthropoda; Insecta; Diptera; Culicidae
Product: chymotrypsin-2-like
Biological process (GO): proteolysis
Molecular function (GO): serine-type endopeptidase activity
Source: RefSeq, a predicted model, not a curated record
AUGUCCCGUAACGUCGCUGCAGCUGCGGUGCUGAUCGUCAGCUACCUGAUGAUGGUGGUGGCGACUGCUACUGGAUCCGCAAUGGACGAUCCAUCGUACAAACAGUGGAAAGGACGCAUCGUUGGUGGACGUUACGCGCAGGAUGGAGACUUCCCGUACCAAGCAUCGCUCCGCACGCUCGACGGGAUGCACAUUUGUGGCGGUGCCGUCCUGAACCGGCAAUGGGUCAUCACGGCAGCUUCCUGUGUUUUUGGACGAACGCUCGAUGAUACCCGGGUUAUUGUCGGUGCGUACCGGUUGAGCCAGGGAGGCUACAAUCUCGGACUGCGACGCAUCAUCAUGCAUCCCAACUUUGCCUCCGCCACGUUGGCCAACGAUGUGGCCGUUGUUCGCGUUUCCACCCCAAUGGUGCUCAGUGAUGCCGUCCAGGGUGUACAGCUGGGAUCGUACCGGAUCGCAGUAGCCUACGGUGCUCUGGUGUCCGGUUGGGGUCGUUUAGAAUUCUCCAACCCAACGUUCCCAGACAAUCUGCAGUACAUUGCGGUGAACGUGAUCUCUGAGUUGGAGUGCCGUGCACGGUUCGCUUCGCCUUACGAUGAGCGCAUCUACACCUCAACGCUCUGCAGCUCUAGCCCCGUUGGUGAGGGCACGUGUCUGGGAGACGCAGGAAGCCCGCUGGUGCACGGUGCUGAACUGCAUGGCAUCGUUUCGUGGGGCAUUCCGUGCGGUGAAGGAUAUCCCGAUGUGUACGCUCGGAUCUCAUCUCACCGUGGCUGGAUUCUGGCGCACACACUAAUCUAA